GAUAUAACAUAUGCUGUUUUGGUAAAGUGGAGGAAAGGCGAGUAGAGGCGGCUGACGAGGUGACGCGUGCGUGCGUGGCGUCCAGCGUCCCCCUCCCCCGUCUCUCUCCCUUUCUCUCUGCAGUCUGCACGCCAAAAAAAAAAAAAGUCUUCAGCCAUCUCGACGGCUCGUCGGCUCGACCACUUCGCCUCCCCACCCCGCCGGAACCCUAACCCCAGCCGCGAGAGCUCCACCCGCCGCGCCGUGCCGAUGGGACGGUCGUUGUGAAUUGAAGUAGCUUGGAAGAGCAGUGUUAUGCACAGCGAUGGGAGACAAUGUCCUAAAACUCAGGGUGGGCUUCUCAGGGUAAACUGCAUUAUGGAUUCUGGCAACAGUUCAUGCUCUAGAACACGAAGUGGGCUUCUAAGAUUAAAGGGCUUACUGGAUUCCAGUGGUGUUUCGAGUUCUAGAACUCGAAGUGGCCUUUUAAGGAUAAAGAGCUUUGUGGAUUCCAGUGAUGGUUCAUGUUCGAGGUCACAAAGUGACCAUGUAAGAUGUAGCCCUCCUAUUGUCGAGGCUAUAAUAAAUGACGAAGCAGUCUUGAAGGAGUCUCCUGAUGGAUUGAUGAAAAAAGAGAUACCUGUUAGGACUCAAAAUGAGUUUGUUAGACAGAACUCUGCUGACAAGGCUGUAACCAAGGACGAUUCAGGCAUGCGGACGCUUCCCAAUGGGAGUUUGAGUGAAGAUAUGCCUUCUAGAACACGGAGUGGGCUGGUCAGGAGAAGCCCUACUGUUAAGACUUUAAGCAAGGAUCAAUCAGUCAUUAAUGGGCUGGCUGAUGGGUCACUGAAAGAAGACAUGCCUCUUGGAACACGGAGUGGCCUUGUCAGAGGAACCCUUGCUGCCAAGACUCCUGAUGGAUGGAUGAAGAAUGACAAGGCUGCUGGAACACGGAGUGGUCUUGGUGGUGGAAGAUUGGUAGCCAAGACUGUAAGCAAGGACAAAAGGGCUGUUGAGGGUUUGCCUGAUGGAUGGCGAAAAGAAUACAGGCCAAGGAAGAAUGGUUCAUUUCUGGAUGUGUACUACAUUGAUCCAGUCAGUGGAUAUGAAUUUCGCUCUUUUAAGGAUGUGCACCGUUAUCUUGAAACUGGAGAUAUUAGACAGUGCGCCGUGAGACCAAAGAAGAGUACCAUCUGCGAAGUUCAUAUAAUAGAAAGUCAAACUCAUGCAAGUGCAUCACCACAACACACGAGGCCUGGUACUGCGGAUAAGGGUAUUCAGUGUGAAAUAUUAACUUCGGAUGGUAUCAUGGUACCAUUGGGGGAACUGAUUGCUCCAUAUAAUGGAAAUGAUACUGAACAUACUGUGUUACCAGAGCCUGAGAACUUGAAAGCAAUUCAAGGGUCUGACAACAAGCUUGAGACUUCGGAACACGUGAGUGUUCAACCGGUUUCUGCACGUAAUGGUUCAAGGCAAACCAAAUCUGUUAAAAGGAAAGAACGAAAUGCAGAGGUCAAAUCCAAGAAGCGCAAAACCAGUUCUGCUGUGACUGCUGUUCGAGCGUCGCCCCGCUUAGCUGCAUUGAAGGUUCAGCUUGAAGUGAGCAUCAAACAUGAAGAUGCCAUGGUUAGCAUAAAUCAUGUGGACCAGGUACAGACUAUAGAAGAGAGCGCCAUUGAUCAGGCACACAAAAGCCAAUCGGGCUCUGUUGAUGAGAUACAUGGUAAUCUGGAAAGCACUUUCAGUCAGUUACAGUUGAGCCAAGCAGACACUGCUAAUGGAAUGCAGGCUAUGCAGGAAAACACUACCAUUCAUUCACAACCAAGCCAAUUGGAUACUCUGAAUCCUACACACAGAAGCCAGGAGAAUAGUGGCAAUCAGUUACAAUCGGUGCUCACAGAUUCUUCGAUUCCAAAACGAACCACACAGGAAUGCACUAUAGACGAGCCAAGCCAGCCAGGCAUAAAUCAUAUACACACAGAUCAGGAGUUCACUGGGAAUCAAUUUCGGUCGAACCUACCAGAUGACACUGUUAUUUCAUUAAGGGAUAUUGAAGAAUGCACAGCCCACUCAAAGCCAAGCAAUACCGACAGUACUGGACAAAUUCAGGCCAAUGAGGAAAACACUGCCAAUCAAGUACAGUCGAGCCUAACAGACACAGUUAUUCCAGUACCGGUUAUUCAGGAAUAUGCUACUGGUUAUUCACAGCUGAGCAAAGCUAACACCUCAAAUAAAAAACAGGCCAAUCAGGAAUACAUAGCUGAUCAAGUACAAUCGAGCCUAACAGACACUGUCAUUCCAGUACAAGUUAUUAAGGAAUACACAACUGGUUAUCCACAUAUUAAUAAAGCUGACAUUUCAAAUCAAAUGCAGGCCAAUCAAGAAAACACUGAUGAUCACUUAUAUUUAAGUCAAGUAGGCUGUGUCACUCAAAUGCAGAUAAUUGAGGAAAAUUUGCCCAAGCAACCUCAGCUGAGCCAAUCAGGCACUGGGGGUAGAAUACAAAUUGAUCUGGAAAGCACUACCAAUCACUUGCUACCAAACUAUGAUGAAAAUUCUAUGUUGCAAUGUGGUUUAUCUUGGGCUCCUGAACAGAACAGCGGAGCCCUUAGUACAGAUUUCUGGAAAAAUGUUGAAACUCAGGCUUCAUCGGUUUCCAUGCCAAUAAAUGGAGCACCUGUUGCAAGCUUUCCAGCAAAUGUUAGAUUCCACAAUGCAGCAGCAGCAGCAGAACCUGCUUUACCGCCACAGGUUGCUCCAGCUGAAGCAGGUUCUGAUCAGUCGGGGUUGGCCUUUCAAUCUGUUUUCGGAAACAUCUGGUCGGAUCCUUGCAUCGAGUUUGCUUUUAAGACCCUUACAGGUGACAUUCCUGUUCUGGACGACACAACGGCUGUCACAGACUACUUUCCGGAGCAACAAGACUUGAAUAAAGGCCCAGCACCAAACCGUGCAGGUUCUGUUGAUAAUUCCAGAAACCACACACAAGUCGAUGUGAACCUUCCACCACCUGCUCUGGAUGAUUUCUACAAUGGCAAUUGGUUCCCUCCCCAAUGAAUUCAGUAUGGGAGGAAACAAAUGCAAUAACAUUUUGUACCUGUGAAAAACAAAUCAGAGAAGGCUAAUGGCCAGAUUACAAAGCAAUGGUCGUGCGCUAAUGAUUUCUACAAUGACAGUUGGUUCCCUCCCCCAAUGAAUUCCGUGUAGGGAGGGGAAAAAUGCAAUGACAUUUUUUUAGCUGCGGAAAGGCAAAUCAGAGAAGGCUAGCGGCCAAAUCCCAAAGAAUCAAUCGUGCACUCUGAACUGAAUGUGUCAUCCCGGAGGACACAUUUUGUAAAAAAAAAAAAACAGUAGCUUUAUAGCCUUAUUAGACUGUUAAAACACACUCGACUGAUCUGGUUCCAUCAACAAGGCUUCACGGAGACUGUCGAGUACCUGAUCUGGGUCAUGUUUUCCAUAGUUUGCUUCUGUGCAGUUGCCUAAUAAGCCCAUUCGUUGUAAACUAGCUAGUUCUAACUUAAGAAAGCUCCCUCAGGGCCUAUGCAUGGGUCUCUGAUUAUUGUGCAGAUGAACUGUUGUUCUGGACAUUUUGAACAUGCAAAUGUGGAAGCGUCACUGUCAGUUGAAUUAUGUUUCAGCCGAAUUGAGAAGCGCUAAUCCGCUGUUUGUGUA
Messenger RNA from Zea mays, 3648 nucleotides. RefSeq lists its product as uncharacterized. The coding region runs from base 295 to 3033 and encodes 912 amino acids. Gene Ontology annotation, molecular function: DNA binding. The transcript is spliced from 9 exons. The record is from RefSeq and is a predicted model, not a curated record. NCBI's taxonomy places the organism in Eukaryota, Viridiplantae, Streptophyta, Magnoliopsida, Poales, Poaceae.